UACUGCUGCUGGUAGAGCUGCUGGGAGUGAGCAUCCCCAGUUCGGGAUACCCAGCUCUGGCGGCAUCUCCCACGAGUCCUGGUCCCACACGGACCUGCCAACCCUAGGUAACAAAAGCGGAGCCCAUUCAUCUUCUCCUGCAGCCGGAGGAUGAGUCGAGAGAGCUGAGCAGAGAGUGUGGUCCUUGGUGGCUGGAAGCUACAUCCUUGGCUUCUCUCAAUGACGAUUCCUGACUCGUGGCCCUGUCCAUCUUGGGAAGACAUCAUCCAGUUUCCUCAAUCCAGACCUCGGGGCCUGCCUUUCCCUAGCAUCACCCCCACCCAGCCUGGACACAUUGACCAAACCACUUUCUAGGACACAUCAUUCUGCAAGAUAUGGUGGUAAAUCUUGGCCCCAAGUCUUCAUGAUUGACGGGCUCUUUUGCACAACUCAGAGCACUUGGAAGGAGUGAAUGAAAUGUGCAGCUCCGGGAGUCAUUUCUGAAGGGAGGAGUCGUUCUCUUGGAGAGGAGUCCUCCAUGAGCCUGGCCGAGGCCCUGGAUCUGUGUGCAGUGGACUAAGGAUUUAGUAGGAUGUCAACUGAGACAGAACUUCAAGUAGCUGUGAAAACCAGCGCCAAGAAAGACUCCAGAAAGAAAGGUCAGGAUCGCAGCGAAGCCACUUUGAUAAAGAGGUUUAAAGGUGAAGGGGUCCGGUACAAGGCCAAACUGAUCGGGAUUGAUGAGGUGUCCGCAGCCCGGGGAGACAAGUUAUGUCAAGACUCCAUGAUGAAGCUCAAGGGUGUUGUUGCUGGCGCUCGUUCCAAAGGAGAACACAAACAGAAAAUCUUUUUAACCAUCUCCUUUGGAGGAAUCAAAAUCUUUGAUGAGAAGACAGGGGCCCUUCAGCAUCAUCAUGCUGUUCACGAAAUUUCCUACAUUGCCAAGGACAUCACAGAUCACCGGGCCUUUGGAUACGUUUGUGGAAAGGAAGGGAAUCACAGAUUUGUGGCCAUAAAAACAGCCCAGGCGGCUGAACCUGUUAUUCUGGACUUGAGAGAUCUCUUUCAACUUAUUUAUGAAUUGAAGCAAAGAGAAGAAUUGGAAAAAAAGGCACAAAAGGAUAAGCAGUGUGAACAAGCUGUGUAUCAGACAAUUCUGGAAGAGGAUGUUGAAGAUCCUGUGUACCAGUACAUUGUGUUUGAGGCUGGACACGAGCCAAUCCGUGAUCCCGAAACAGAAGAAAACAUUUAUCAGGUUCCCACCAGCCAAAAGAAGGAAGGUGUUUAUGAUGUGCCAAAAAGUCAACCUGUAAGUAACGGCCAGCCGAUUGAGGACUUUGAAGAACGGUUUGCCGCGGCCACCCCGGUAAGAACAAGAGGGCCCUGUCUGGUGAACCAUCUCUUGUCAUUGUUCAUCAUUCAUUUCAUGCUCAUAAGUCUUGCCUUGUGGUUACAGAACAGAAACCUGCCGGUGGACUUUGAUGAGAUUUUGGAGGCAAUGAAGGCUGUGACCCAAUUAGAACUUUUUGGGGACAUGUCCACCCCUCCUGAUAUAACCUCUCCCCCCACUCCUGCAACUCCAGGUGAUGCCUUUAUCCCGUCUUCAUCUCAGACACUUCCGGCGAGUGCAGACAUGUUUGGUUCUGUACCUUUCGGCACUGCUGCUGUACCCUCAGGUUACGUUGCAAUGGGCGCCGUCCUCCCAUCCUUCUGGGGCCAGCAGCCCCUCGUCCAACAGCAGAUUGCCAUGGGUGCUCAGCCACCAGUCGCUCAGGUGAUGCCAGGGGCUCAGCCCAUCGCAUGGGGCCAGCCGGGUCUCUUCCCUGCCACUCAGCAGCCCUGGUCAACUGUGGCCGGGCAGUUUCCGCCCGCCGCCUUCAUGCCCACACAAACUGUUAUGCCUUUGCCAGCCGCCAUGUUCCAAGGUCCCCUCACCCCCCUUGCAACAGUCCCAGCCACGGGUGACUCCACCAGGUCAAGUCCACAGACCGACAAGCCCAGGCAGAAAAUGGGGAAAGAAAUGUUUAAGGAUUUCCAGAUGGCCCAGCCUCCACCAGUGCCCUCCCGCAAAUCCGACCAACCCUCCCUCACCUGUACCUCAGAGGCCUUCUCCAGUUACUUCAACAAAGUCGGGGUGGCACAGGAUACAGAUGACUGUGAUGACUUUGACAUCUCCCAGUUGAAUUUGACCCCUGUGACUUCUACCACGCCAUCAACCAACUCACCUCCAACCCCGGCGCCUCGACAGAGCUCUCCGUCCAAAUCAUCUGCAUCCCACGCCAGUGACCCCACCACAGAUGACAUCUUCGAAGAAGGCUUCGAAAGCCCCAGCAAGAGCGAAGAGCAAGAAGCUCCUGAUGGAUCACAGGCCUCAUCCAACAGUGAUCCAUUUGGGGAGCCCAGUGGGGAGCCCAGUGCUGAUAAUAUAAGUCCACAGGCCGGUAGCUAGAUAGCACAGGUCUGGGAGCUGGAGCCUCUCUAUGCGCAGAUCAACAGACCUAAGAAAUAGCAUCAAUGUGGGCUCGUGGCGGGUGCUCCAAGACUGGCAUGGAAAUCAGCAUCGCGGCAGGCUCUCUUGUAUUCUUUCACCUCACUUCAUCCCAUGAAGAAAUUCACGAUUGCCCAGUGGAACUCGGUUGGAAGAGGGAACUAAGAAUUUUUGGCAACCCACAGCAGAUAUCUAUGGCAGCACAAAACAAAAACACACACAUGAAAGUAAAACAAAAUCACACCCCAUGUUAAAUCACAAAUCAAGCAAAUGCUUACCUGACAAAUAUUCUGAGGUCACUUAGUGUGGCUUGAAGAUGACCCAGAAUGCAAAAUGGUAAUUCUCUUUUUAUUUCUCUACCUGUUGCCCACUGUAGAGAUGUCAAAUUUGGAGUGACAGGCCUCAGAGAGGUGCAUCAAGGUUGAGACUGACAUUUUUAGGCAAAGCAAGAUGCCCUCUGUGACCACCAUCUCCUUAUCCAUAGGCCUUCUGACAUACGAUGGUGUUUUCUCAUCGCUCCACAGGGCCUGGUCGGCCACUUGUUCCCAUUCCUUCCCUUGUCGUGUUUGAAAAUUCAUGGGUGUACAAAUUUUUGUAUUGCUUUUGACUUUUUUAAGAUAUUGAUGAAGAAAUCUAACUGGAAAAAAGUCUCAUAUAUAAUGAAUUAAUAGGAAAUCACAAGACAAAUAAGUGGUUGAUUAUUCUUUAUGAUCAAGAAUGUUGCCAAAACAACCCUUUAGCUAUUUCUGCAUCCUGGUGAAGAAAGGCAGCUUUCAGUUUGAACCUUCAUUUUGUGAGUAGGAGAGGACAUCAAAACCCCUGAUGAAAAAGAUGAAAAAAUACAUCUGACUUCCUAAGAAGCUCUAAAUUCUAAGUACAAUAAAAUGAUAUUUUUUAUUUUUCCGA
Phyllostomus hastatus (greater spear-nosed bat) is the source of this 3373-nucleotide messenger RNA. RefSeq names its product DAB adaptor protein 1 (gene DAB1). Gene Ontology annotation, biological process: lateral motor column neuron migration; ventral spinal cord development. The record is from RefSeq and is a predicted model, not a curated record. NCBI's taxonomy places the organism in Eukaryota, Metazoa, Chordata, Mammalia, Chiroptera, Phyllostomidae. Bases 572 to 2428 code for a protein of 618 amino acids. The transcript is spliced from 18 exons.